This is a messenger RNA of Xenopus tropicalis (tropical clawed frog), 4326 nucleotides long. RefSeq names its product tumor protein p63 (gene tp63). Lineage: Eukaryota; Metazoa; Chordata; Amphibia; Anura; Pipidae. Gene Ontology annotation, molecular function: DNA-binding transcription factor activity; transcription cis-regulatory region binding; DNA binding. Bases 163 to 2073 code for a protein of 636 amino acids. The record is from RefSeq and is a predicted model, not a curated record. The transcript has 13 exons. Gene Ontology annotation, biological process: apoptotic process; protein tetramerization; regulation of DNA-templated transcription. Gene Ontology annotation, cellular component: nucleus; cytoplasm.
UUUUUCCAUAAAUGAUGUGAUAGACAGGAAAACUGAGAAACUUCAUGAUUAGUGUUGUCUCUUUAUUACAAGCCGUGUCUCAUUGGGGUCUUACAGGGGGGUGCACAGAAAAUCCUGGAGCCAGAAAAGAGGACAGCAUCUCUGAUUAACCUCACUGCAAAGAUGUUGUAUCUGGAAAACAGUGCUCAGGCUCAGUAUAGUGAGCCACAAUAUACUAACUUGGGGCUCCUGAAUAGCAUGGAACAGCAGAUCCAGAAUGGGUCUUCUUCCACAAGUCCUUAUGCCAACGACCAUGCUCAAAACAGCGUCACAGCUCCGUCACCAUAUGCCCAGCCAAGCUCUACCUUUGAUGCCCUCUCCCCUUCUCCAGCCAUCCCAUCUAACACAGAUUAUCCUGGACCCCACAGCUUUGAUGUAUCAUUUCAGCAGUCCAGCACAGCUAAGUCAGCCACUUGGACGUAUUCCACAGAUCUAAAGAAGCUUUACUGUCAGAUUGCCAAAACCUGCCCAAUCCAAGUCAAAGUAAUGACUCCGCCACCCCAGGGAGCUGUAGUUCGGGCCAUGCCUGUGUACAAGAAAGCAGAACACGUCACAGAAGUUGUGAAGCGAUGUCCGAACCACGAGCUGAGCCGAGAAUUUAAUGAGGGACAAAUUGCUCCCCCUAGUCAUCUGAUCAGAGUGGAGGGCAAUAGCCAUGCCCAGUAUGUGGAAGAUCCAAUUACUGGAAGACAAAGUGUUCUGGUACCAUAUGAACCCCCACAGGUUGGUACAGAAUUCACAACAAUAUUAUACAACUUUAUGUGCAACAGCAGCUGUGUUGGGGGGAUGAAUCGGAGACCUAUACUCAUCAUAGUUACACUGGAAACAAGAGAUGGUCAGGUGCUGGGUCGACGGUGUUUUGAGGCUCGUAUAUGCGCUUGUCCAGGCAGAGAUCGCAAGGCAGAUGAAGACAGCAUCAGAAAACAGCAAGUUUCCGACAGCACAAAGAAUGGAGAAGCUUUUCGACAAAGUACGCACGGCAUUCAAAUGACUUCCAUUAAAAAGCGCCGAUCGCCAGACGAUGAAGUUCUGUACUUGCCGGUAAAAGGCCGAGAAAUUUAUGAAAUGUUGCUAAAAAUCAAAGAAUCAUUGGAGCUCAUGCAAUUCCUUCCGCAACACACAAUUGAGAGCUACAGACAGCAGCAACAACAUUUGCUACAGAAGCAGGACAGAAGCCUACAGAGCAACAUGAAUGGCCCACGAAACACAGGGAGGAGUGACACUUUCUCCAUACAACAUUGGCAAAAAAGAAUGCCGAACAGCCCCAACUACAUGGAACAAACUUUAAAGCAUUCUCCAAUAGAUCAAGAUCUCAGAGAUGAAACUUACCUAAAUGAACGAUCUUCAUUGCCAGGGCAGUCUUCAUUUGGAUCUACAUCCCCACCACUUGGCAAAAUGAAUAACAUGAACAAGCUUCCCUCUGUCAGUCAGCUAAUGAAUCCACAGCAGAGGAAUUCUCUUACCCCAAAUGCCAUGUCGGAUGGAAUGGGAGCAAACAUUCCAAUGAUGAGCACCCACAUGCCCAUGACCAGUGAUCUUAAUGGACUCAGUCCCUCUCAAACAUUGCCUCCAUCAUUAUCAUUGCCAUCCACAUCACAUUGCACUCCUCCUCCUCCGUACCCCUCAGACUGCAGCAUUGCCAGUUUUUUAGCGAGAUUGGGAUGUUCAUCCUGUCUGGAUUACUUCACUACCCAGGGCCUGAACACCAUCUAUCAGAUUGAAAAUUACUCCAUUGAGGACUUAGCAUCCCUGAAGAUUCCAGAUCAGUUCCGGCAUGCCAUCUGGAAAGGUCUCAUGGAGCACCGGCAGAUGCAUGACUUCACGUCCCCUCCUCACUUGCUUCGCACCACUAGCAGUGCGUCCACAGUAAGCGUAGGGUCCAAUGAGCCCCGUGGGGAGAGAGUCAUUGAUGCUGUACGAUUCACACUAAGGCAAACCAUCUCAUUCCCCCCAAGAGAUGACUGGAAUGACUUCAAUUUCGACUUGGACACCCGCAGAAAUAAGCAGCAGCGUAUUAAGGAAGAGGGCGAGUGAACAUCCCCAUUUGUCUCUUUCUAUAUAUAAUUACUGAACGUAUAUAGUAGCUUCUCUUCACUGAAGCAGAUUGGGGUGACCCACUACUAUAUGAUGAAUAGACCACAGUACUAAAUGAUAAUGUAAUUGCUUUGGUAUUUUGGCUAUAAAGUUACUCUUCAUUCAGUUAGUUUGAGCCUAAUCCAAGAAAACUUUUUCUGUAUAGGUGUAUCCAUUAAAAUAGCCCUGAAUUGAGUAGCCAAUACAUUAUAGCAGGAUUGCCCUUUGCAUUGGGUAGCUUGGAUUAAAUAUACAGGCAUAUUUGUGUAGGUGCAUAUCUGAGAGCACUUGAGUUUUGUAUGUUUAGGGUUUUAAUGAAUGAUAAGUGUCCUACAACCCAGAAAGCACUUUGACAGUCCAACAAAGCAGUCUUUUGAAGUGUUUCUCACCUGCCUUUCUGCCAUUAAUCAGUUGUCAGACCUUUCCAUUUUACAACUGAGCAGGAAGUCAUUUCUAUAUUGAGGAAAACCACAAAUAAGAUUUAUUAACCCGCUGGCGUAUAAUAGAUUGACACAUUUCAUCACAGGAGCUGACUGUGCUAAACAGUCCGCAGCUCAGUGGUUCCCAGAUUGUGGGGCUUCCUAAGAGUCUAAGGAACAUAGCCAGCAGGACAUACUGAGAAAUGACUGCUUUCCUUGCUAGAUUUUCCUUGAAGCCCCAUAUAGAUGAGUAAGUGAGGAUACCACAAUAUUGUAAUAUAUCUGUAAAACUGCUACUAGCCAAUGUUGGUCAACAAUAAUGACUGCUAUAGCUUGAAUUUUAGAUACAGAUGGGGCAGCAGGGGUGGAAUGGCGAAUUUAACUUAACACCCCACUUGUUGGUUUGAAGGCUGAUUAACAAUGCACUAGGCACAGAUAAUAAAACAAAACAUGGAUCACUUUGUAGCCCAGUACAUCUCUAGUAAUAGAGACACUUUCAUAGGUUUCAUCAACUGUAUUUUAGUUCAUUCACUUUAAGACCCCCGUUACUAGUGGAAAGUGCCAAGACAAAGCGCACUCUAUACAGAACCUUCGCUUUAAAGGAUAUUGUUAAAUAGUAAUAUGUAACUGCCUGUUUUAGCUGCUUAAAGCUCUUUUUCAUUGGGAACCCUUUUAUUUUGUCAUUUAGAAGGCCAUAUUUUGUUUAUUUACACAAUGACUACACUGCCAACCAUUUAAAAGCGAAUCCCUCAGUUCUAUACUUCCACAUAUUGUACAGUGUAUAUAUAUAAAUAUAUAUUAUAUGUAUAAUUAUGAUUCUGAUAUAUUGUUUUGGAUUUAUUUUGAAUUAACUUUUGUUUGGGAUAGCAGGUUAUCCAGUAUAACAAAUCAAAUAUAUAAUGUAAAUGCUAGGUGGCAAAACAGCAAAACAUUUUUUUUUUGCAUCCAAUACAGACUCUCCAUAUGUCCUAGAUUUCAAAAAUAUCACUGCUUGUAAAAGCCAUAACGUGUGUCCACUGCAGGAAAGUCUAAACUAUUCAUAGGAGAAUUCUAUGGCACCCAUCACUGCCGCAUCAACUUUGUUUCUUGCAAGGCUCAUCAGUGGGUUUUAGGUAGAUCAUCCGGGAUGUGCAGCCUGCAGCCCUCCUGCUAUUCUUCUCUUGGUUGUUGGCACAGUGCUGGAGAUGGCAGUUGAGCCACAGCUGGAGGCUGGAAAUCAAAACUAACAAUUUUUUUUCCUUAAUUUUUGAAUUUGGACAAAUAUUGAAUUCUCCCCCAAAUACCAAACUCUCUUGAACUCUCUCCAAAUAUAAGAAACAGUUGCAUCAUCUUUAAACCAGAAUGGCACUGGUCAUUUGCAAUGACCUAAGGUUCCAAUUUGAAUUCAGCUGAACAUUUAGGAGUUGGAUGAUUCUAAAUCAGUGCUGGGAUUUGGACAAAUUCUGCAUCCCUAAGUUUUAUAUGUAUUUUUUGCAAUAUCUUUACCCCUUAGGGGUCCUUCUGAUGCUGGAGCCAUAUGUCCUUUUUGCCUUACAUUAAAAUCUGAAAAAUCUCUUGAAACGGUACUGUACUGUAUAUCAUCCAUUGUGUAUAAGCUGCCUAACUGCUGUGAAACAUAGAAGUUCAGUUCUAUUAAUCACGCUUUUCCUGCAUAUUGAUCUUAUUUUCUAUGAAAAACUGGAAAUAGAAAAAGAAUCUACACUGCCAGCAUUUAACUGUUUUUAAUGUACAUAUUUGUUUUGUAUGUUGUCAAGAAAUACAAUUUAUUCAAGAAAAAUAAAAUAAAUAUAAAGAA